This is a messenger RNA of Lipotes vexillifer (Yangtze River dolphin), 1020 nucleotides long. RefSeq names its product intraflagellar transport 27 (gene IFT27). The transcript is spliced from 7 exons. The coding region runs from base 333 to 893 and encodes 186 amino acids. The record is from RefSeq and is a predicted model, not a curated record. Gene Ontology annotation, molecular function: GTP binding; GTPase activity. Lineage: Eukaryota; Metazoa; Chordata; Mammalia; Artiodactyla; Lipotidae.
GCGGCCGGAGGGUUGCUGGGUCGCUAUUCCCGGACCGCACUGCCAGGGGCUGGGCCCAGUACGAGAGCCGCAUCGCCUCGCUGUCACCUUCCAGGCUACCUUCUGAGGCCUUGAACCUGGCCCCAUCUGGCGCUCCUGUGAGCCCCGCUGCGACCCUAGCGCCCGAUAUCCUCCCCGCGGGCUGUCCGGAGGGUCCAGGCCCCAUUGUCCUUGUCCCCACCGCGGCCACAGGCCCCUUGAGCGCUAGCCCUCCCCACUCCCCUUCCCAGGCAGGGCCACCAACGCCUCCAGCAGCCGUUCUUCUGUCUGGUCCGUGGAGGUGGUUGGUUACCAUGGUGAAGCUGGCAGCCAAAUGCAUCCUGGCAGGAGACCCAACCGUGGGCAAGACCGCCCUGGCCCAGAUCUUCCGCAGCGACGGAGCCCAUUUCCAGAAGAACUACACCCUGACAACAGGGGUGGAUCUGGUGGUGAAGACGGUGCCAGUCCCUGACACAGGGGACAGUGUGGAACUCUUCAUUCUUGACUCGGCCGGCAAGGAGCUGUUUUCUGAAAUGCUGGAUAAAUUGUGGGAGAGUCCCAACGUCUUGUGUCUCGUCUACGACGUGACCAACGAGCAGUCCUUCAUCAACUGCAGCAAGUGGCUGGAGAAGGCUCGGUCACAGAUGCCAGGCGCCACCCUCCCAGGUGUACUGGUGGGGAACAAGACAGACCUGGCCAGCAGGCGAGUGGUGGAGUCGGCCCAGACCCGGGCAUGGGCACUGGGCCAAGGCCUGGAAUGUUUUGAAACAUCCGUGAAGGAGAUGGAAAACUACAAAGCCCCCUUCCACUACCUGGCCAAGCAGUUUCACCACCUGUACCGGGAGAAGCUGGAGGUUUUCCAGGCGCUGGUGUGAGGGGCUGGCUGGACCAUUCCCCACGAUGGAACCUGGCCGCGGGCUCCGUCUCCUCGGGAGAUGCGAGGAGACAGAGUUGCGUGGGCCCUUCCAAUCUAUCGUGACAGCUUUAAAUAAAAUGAGAGAA